Messenger RNA from Anopheles stephensi (Asian malaria mosquito), 889 nucleotides. It is a transcript of the gene DCTN6-p27, whose product is annotated as dynactin subunit 6. The record is from RefSeq and is a predicted model, not a curated record. The coding region runs from base 119 to 700 and encodes 193 amino acids. Gene Ontology annotation, molecular function: dynein complex binding. Gene Ontology annotation, cellular component: dynactin complex. NCBI's taxonomy places the organism in Eukaryota, Metazoa, Arthropoda, Insecta, Diptera, Culicidae. The transcript is spliced from 2 exons. Gene Ontology annotation, biological process: mitotic spindle organization.
CUAGCAUUCGAUUUGACAACUGAUUUUGACAGCUACGAGCUCGAUUAACAACAAACCUUUAUUUACUGUUUUCCUUUGGUCCCAGGGCUGCCGUCUGCAAAUCAAACCGAGCAGGAACAUGAAUAUCACACGAAACGACUUCAAAAUCAUGCCCCGGUCGAUAGUGUGCGAGGAUAACAACCUGCAGGGUGACAUCACGAUCAGUUCCGGCUGUGUCAUCCACCCCUGCUCGACCAUCAUAGCCGAAUCGGGACCGAUCGUGCUGGGUGAAAACUGUAUCGUGGAAGAGUACGCCACGAUACGGUACCGCAUACCGAAAGACCACCCGGACUACGGGCAGCUGACGGAGGAAGGUACCGCCAAGCCGCUAAUCAUCGGACCGGACAAUGUGUUCGAGGUGGGCUGUACGGUGGAGGCACUGUCGAUCGGUGAGCGGAACGUGUUCGAGUGCAAGAGCUACGUGGCGGCCGAUGUAACGGUGGGCAAUGGGUGCGUUAUCGGGGCCGGAUGUCUGCUGGCCGGCAAGCAAACGCUGGCAGACAAAACGAUCGUGUACGAGACCCAGUGUAUGCAGCGGGAAGCGAUGGACAAGCAAAAGACGCAGAUGAUACAGCUGGACUAUCUGCGUAAGAUACUGCCGAACUAUCACCAUCUCCGGAAGGCUAACUAUGAUCCAAAGAAGGCACGGGCACAAGUUUAGAAGCAUGGGCUUUUACCAGAAAUUCCUUUACAGUUCCGUUCCAUUUAGCACACUUUUGUUCCAUUGGCUAAUUUAAUUUACUUACUUUUGUGUGAAAAUGUGUGUGUAAUCGUUUCGCAGCGAGUUGAAAGUGCAAUUCAACACUAUUAUAAUAAAAUUAGCGUUUCCUUACAUAUUUAUCGAAAUGAA